GUAGCCCGUUGUGUUUACAUAUCCCACAGCUGUCGGCCUUAGGAGAGAUGUAGUGGACAUUCAGUAAUAGCUACUGUUCCGCGAUGCACAGCGCAGACAAGGAAUAUUCCGGUGGCGUACAGCAUCGAUAAAUUGUGCUUAGUCAUCGUGACAGGCAUUCCGAUUUCUCUGUAUAUACAACAGGAAGCGGGUUAAAUUCAUUCAGCCACAGCAUCGCCAUGACUGAGAAGGCCUACACAACGACGUCUGCCUUCCCGGCGCUCACCCCGGGCAAAAUGAGGAUCUACAGCAUGAGGUUCUGCCCAUUUGCUGAGAGAGCAAGAUUAGUUCUAGCGCAUAAGAACAUAGAACAUGAGACAGUGAAUAUUGAUUUGAAGCAGAAGCCAUCAUGGUUCCUGGACAGGAACCCCAACGGCGCUGUUCCCAUCUUAGAACAAGACGACAAGGUGCUCUAUGAGUCUCUGGUCUGCGCUGACUACCUGGAUGAAGUGUACCCAAACAACAAACUGACCCCCUCGGACCCGUACAGGAGGGCACGGGACAGGAUCAUUGUGGAACUGUUUUCAAAGGUAAUGGGCCCUUUUUACAAGACAACUUAUGGCAAAGAUGUCCCAAAGGAUGCUAUCAAGGAAUUCCAUGAUGCUCUUGAUCCAGUGGAGAAGGCUCUUGCAGAGAGAGGGACCCCGUUCUUUGGUGGCAGCUCAGUACAGAUGGUUGACCUCAUGAUUUGGCCUCUCACUGAAAGGUUUGACGCUAUGGCCCAAUUAGUGAAGGAAGCGAGGGUGACAGCUGAUCGGUACCCCAAGUUUACCAAAUGGAUUGAAAACAUGGGCAAGGUACCUGCCGUGCAGAAAUGUCGCUGGGACACACCGACACAUGUCCAUUUCAUAGAAACAUCUAAAGCUGGAAAACCAGACUAUGACUUCGGACUUUGAAUUUUGCAUCUGCAUAUUCGCGGAAUUCUGCGAUGACCACACACUAUAGCUAUUGUACCUAUGUAGUUCAAACAUAAAUGCGUAUGUGCCUUUAUAGAAUGUGUAGCUAUAGCUAGCAGCUGUUCGGACUGCAGGGUUUCAUUGUUUUGUGUUGCUUACUUUAAACUUCACUAUCAAAGUUGUCUCACAUUCUCAA
This is a messenger RNA of Haliotis rufescens (red abalone), 1131 nucleotides long. RefSeq names its product glutathione S-transferase omega-1-like. The record is from RefSeq and is a predicted model, not a curated record. Gene Ontology annotation, biological process: glutathione metabolic process. Bases 219 to 935 code for a protein of 238 amino acids. Gene Ontology annotation, molecular function: glutathione dehydrogenase (ascorbate) activity; glutathione transferase activity. The transcript is spliced from 5 exons. NCBI's taxonomy places the organism in Eukaryota, Metazoa, Mollusca, Gastropoda, Lepetellida, Haliotidae. Gene Ontology annotation, cellular component: cytoplasm.